This is a messenger RNA of Lactuca sativa (garden lettuce), 1134 nucleotides long. The record is from RefSeq and is a predicted model, not a curated record. Lineage: Eukaryota; Viridiplantae; Streptophyta; Magnoliopsida; Asterales; Asteraceae.
AUGUUCAUCUUCAAGAAAGGCUUAAUACAUCUUGUUGCACUUAUUUACGUUGAUGACAUUCUUUUGAUGGGGAAUGAUGAUAAAAGACUCAAUGAGGUGAAAGCAUACUUACAAACACAAUUUAGCAUUAAAGAUUUAGGACUGUUAAAAUAUUUUCUUGGCAUUGAGGUGGCCAGAUCGGCUGAAGGUUUUGUUAUUAGUCAACGCAAGUACACUUUGGAUAUUUUGAAGGACUCUAGAAUUGAAGGGAGUCACCCUAGUUCUUUUCCUAUGGAACAAAAUUUGAAACUUCAUAAAGACGAUGACAGCUCGGAGGUUGAUGCUUCCAGGUAUAGACGGUUAGUAGGAAGAUUGCUUUACCUCACAGUUACACGUCCUGGGAUAACUUUUUCUGUAAACCAAUUAAGUCAGUUUCUUGCUAAACCUCGAAAAACACACAUGGAUGUUGCAUAUCGGGUACUUGGUUAUCUUAAAACCACACCAGGCCAAGGUCUAUUUUUGCCUUCAUCAGGGAAUCUUGAAUUGAUGGCAUAUUGUGAUGCUAGUUGGCUAAGCUGUCCAUCCACCAGAAAAUCUUGCACAGGUUAUUUCAUUAGCUUGGGAGGUUCUCCUAUCUCUUGGCGCACAAAGAAACAAAGUGUUGUUGCUAGGUCUUCAGCUGAAGCAGAAUAUAGGUCCAUGGCUAGUACUGUUUGUGAAGUUGUUUGGUUAAGGUGGCUCUUGCAAGAUUUCGAUGCUACUCAAAAGGGUCCUACUCCUUUGAUGUGUGACAAUGAUGCAGCCCGACACAUCGUAGUUAAUCCAGUUUAUCAUGAACGGACCAAGCAUGUUGAGAUGGAUUUAUCGAACAUAUACUUAAGGAAUACAAUAGUUAAAGCAAUAGAAAAUCCUGGAGGCUUGCUUAAAGGAUUUGAAGUAUGCCUUGCAACUCAUGUGCAGCCUCCUGUGAGUACUAUGUCAGCUAUUGUGAGGUCUACAGGUGGAAAUGUGAUUAGGAGUUUUGAAAAAGCAAAGGAUUUAGGGAAAACGAUAUCUGUUGCAAGUGAAGAGGGGAUGGAAGAAGCAUUGUCAGCUGUGAAGAAAGGGAUUGCUACUUUUAGUAACGACUGGUUUAUGAAUUGUGUCAUGAAAUAG